This is a messenger RNA of Bombyx mori (domestic silkworm), 1660 nucleotides long. RefSeq names its product protein yellow-like (gene yellow-12). The record is from RefSeq and is a predicted model, not a curated record. The transcript is spliced from 5 exons. Gene Ontology annotation, cellular component: extracellular region. Bases 314 to 1621 code for a protein of 435 amino acids. Lineage: Eukaryota; Metazoa; Arthropoda; Insecta; Lepidoptera; Bombycidae.
GCUGCGGCCCAGCAAGCGGCCAUACGUGCCAUUUUUAUGAAUCUAAAAGUGUUUUAUUACGCCAGGACGUUUAUAUGUUUUGUUUAUGAACUCUUGAGUCUUCUGUAAUUCUGUAAUCAUGUUGAUGCUGUAGCCUCUGAUAAUGAGAAGUCGAAAAUAUAAUAUCAUUGUUCAUUUUGUUGAAUUAUCAAACUGAAUGUUAUUUAAGAACUUAUUAUGUAAACUUAACACCAUUUUGUGUGAAAAGCACGUGUGAAGUGCGUGUCCAGCAUAAGUAAUCAGAACACGCUUCACGACGAGUUCUUUCUAAAUAAUGGAUUCUUAUCGCUCCCGAUCUGCGGCUAUAACGCUAUGGCUAACAGUAAUGGGUUUGUCGCAACCUCAGCUGCUGCCAGCCGAUAAUGAGACGCCACCCUUCAGUACGCUGUAUAAAUGGAAAAAUGUCGACUUCGAAUUCCCUUCAAUCCGGCAUCGCAGAGAAGCGCUUGCUACUGGAAAAUUUGUUCCGGAAAGUGUUUUACCUCUUGGUUUAGAGGUAUGGGGUUCAAGAAUAUGGGUAACCUUACCAAACUGGAGAAGCGGUGUACCAGCUACCUUGGCUACGGUGCCGCGAGCUGGAGGUGUCAUCUCACCCGCGCUUAAGCCGUAUCCAGACUGGAGUUAUCAUACAGCACUUAAUGAUGAUUUCAAUUGUACGAAAAUGAUAUCAGUCUUCCGAGUCAAUACCGACCCGUGUGGAAGGCUCUGGGUUUUAGACUCCGGCAAAAUCAAUGCGCAAGAUAAUUCAGUACAAGUCUGCCCUCCGAGCAUCUUCGUGUUUGAUCUACUUACAGACAUGCUUAUAGCACGUUAUCUUAUACCCGACAACUAUGUACUGCAGGACUCUUUGUUUGCGAAUAUAAUACUAGAUACAAAAACAUCAGAUUGUUCAGAUCUACACGCGUAUAUAGCGGACACGUGGCGUUUUGGAUUAAUAGUUUUCAGGCAAGAAGAUGGAAUGUUUUGGAAAUACUCUAAUCCGUUAUUCUACCCGGAUCCUUUAGCGUCAAACUUCACUCUACACGGUCUCAAUUUUCAAUGGAGCGACGGAAUAUUUGGGCUCGCUUUAACCCCCGUAGAUCAUUUUCGGGAGAGAAUGCUAUUUUUCCAUUCUCUAUCAAGUUACCGAGAGUUUUAUGUGCCAACUUCAGUGCUACGCAGACCAUCACAAGUCAACAACAGUUUUUCGGAGUUUAAUCUCGUGGGCGAGAGUCGUGGGUUAUACGGACAGUCAUCAGCUUCGGCUUUUGAUGAUCGAGGAGUUAUGUUUUAUGGUUUAGUUUCCCGAGACAGUAUCGGUUGUUGGGACAGCAAUAAGCCGUAUCGAAAGAGAACCCUAGGCACAGUGGCAGAAAACGCAGAAACAUUAAUAUUUCCGAAUGAUAUCAAAAUCAAUCAAGGUGAACAACAAAAUGUGUGGGUAAUUUCUAAUAAACUGCCCAUGUUUCAGAAUGGUUCUUUAGAUUCCGAUGAUUAUAAUUAUCGGAUUCUUUAUGCAGAUACGAAAGAGGCUGUACGCGGAACAGUCUGCGAUCCUGCCAUCAAAAUUCCAAUUCGUAGAUUACUAGUGAACCGGAGAUAACUAUACUGCCAUACUACAAAAUAAAGUACCAUAAUAAAA